This is a messenger RNA of Dicrocoelium dendriticum, 2812 nucleotides long. Lineage: Eukaryota; Metazoa; Platyhelminthes; Trematoda; Plagiorchiida; Dicrocoeliidae. The record is from the annotation of a GenBank genome assembly.
GUGGAUGAAGACAGCCUACCUCCGGAAGAGGCCAAAGAGCGAAAAAUAAUGACCUUCUUAUUGAAAAUCAAGAACGGAACUCCACCUAUGCGUAAGUCAGCUCUCAGACAAAUAACUGAUAAGGCCCGGGAAUUUGGCGCUGGACCUCUUUUCAAGCAAAUACUCCCAUUACUGAUGUCACCUACACUGGAAGAUCAGGAGCGGCAUUUAUUGGUCAAGGUUAUUGAUCGGAUCCUUUACAAAUUGGACGAUUUGGUUCGCCCCUAUGUACACAAAAUUUUGGUCGUCAUCGAGCCAUUAUUGAUUGAUGAGGAUUACUAUGCUCGCGUGGAAGGUCGCGAAAUCAUUUCGAAUUUGGCCAAGGCUGCCGGACUGGCUACCAUGAUAUCGACGAUGCGUCCGGAUAUUGAUAAUAUGGAUGAAUACGUUCGGAAUACAACCGCUCGGGCGUUUGCCGUUGUUGCUUCUGCCUUGGGUAUCCCUAGCUUAUUGCCAUUUUUGAAGGCUGUAUGCAAAUCAAAGAAGUCUUGGCAAGCACGACACACCGGCAUUAAGAUUGUGCAACAAAUUUCCAUUCUCAUGGGCUGUGCUAUUCUGCCCCACUUGCGGAGCCUGGUCGAGAUCAUUGAGCACGGCUUGGUAGAUGAGCAGCAAAAGGUGCGCACCAUAACUGCUCUCGCGCUGGCCGCUUUAGCUGAGGCCGCCACGCCUUAUGGGAUCGAGUCUUUUGAUUCUGUCUUAGAACCACUUUGGCGGGGAAUACGGACACAUCGAGGCAAAGGAUUAGCUGCCUUUCUAAAGGCUAUUGGCUACCUCAUUCCCUUGAUGGAUGCCGAAUAUGCCAAUUAUUACACUCGAGAAGUAAUGUUGAUUCUCAUUCGUGAAUUUCUUUCUCCGGAUGAAGAGAUGAAAAAAAUCGUCCUCAAAGUUGUCAAACAGUGCUGUGCUACAGACGGUGUAGAACCAGACUAUAUCAAGGCCGAAAUUCUUCCUCCGUUUUUCCGGUCUUUCUGGACUCAGAGAAUGGCUCUCGAUCGUCGCAAUUAUCGUCAGCUUGUUGAUACAACUGUCGAAAUUGCUAACAAAGUUGGUGCUGCAGACAUCAUCUCUCGUAUCGUCGAUGAUCUGAAAGAUGAGUCAGAGCAGUACCGCAAGAUGGUAAUGGAGACCAUUGAGAAAGUUAUGUCUGCUUUAGGUAGCGCUGAAACAGACGCUCGCUUGGAGGAGCAGUUGAUCGAUGGGAUUCUGUAUGCUUUCCAAGAGCAGAGCACUGAGGAUGUUGUCAUGCUGACUGGCUUCGGUACGAUUGUCCAAACGCUUGGUAAGCGGGUCAAGCCGUAUUUACCCCAGAUUUGUGGCACAAUCUUAUGGCGACUGAACAACAAAUCGGCCAAAGUCCGCCAACAAGCCGCCGAUCUUAUCAGUCGGAUCGCCGGUGUAAUGAAAAUCUGUCAGGAGGAAAAACUGAUGGGCCAUCUCGGAGUGGUGUUAUACGAAUACCUGGGCGAAGAGUAUCCAGAAGUGUUAGGCAGCAUUCUUGGUGCCCUCAAAGCCAUCGUCAACGUAAUCGGGAUGACUAAAAUGACCCCGCCUAUUAAAGAACUCCUUCCUCGUCUGACGCCUAUCUUAAAAAAUCGCCAUGAAAAAGUGGAGGAAAAUUGCAUUGAUUUGGUGGGUCGUAUCGCCGAUCGGGGCUCCGAGUAUGUUUCUUCUCGGGAAUGGAUGCGGAUCUGUUUUGAACUGUUGGAGCUUCUAAAAGCUCACAAAAAGUCAAUCCGAAGAGCAACAGUUAAUACUUUCGGCUACAUUGCCAAGGCCAUUGGACCUCAUGAUGUGCUCGCUACACUUUUAAACAAUCUGAAGGUCCAAGAACGACAAAAUCGGGUGUGCACCACUGUGGCCAUUGCUAUUGUGGCUGAAACCUGCAGUCCUUUCACGGUCCUACCCGGACUUAUGAAUGAAUACCGGAUUCCUGAGUUGAACGUCCAGAACGGGGUUUUAAAAUCGUUGGCAUUCAUGUUUGAAUAUAUCGGAGAAAUGAGCAAAGACUACAUCUAUGCUGUCACUACACUCCUCGAGGAUGCGCUAAUGGACAGAGACUUGGUACAUCGCCAGACUGCUAUGACCGCAGUUGGACAUAUGGCUCUUGGGGUUUACGGUUUCGGAUGUGAGGACGCCCUCGUUCACUUGCUUAAUCUGGUUUGGCCAAACGUGCUGGAAACCUCACCACAUGUGGUACAAGCGUUCAUGUUCUGCAUCGAAGGUCUUCGAGUUGCUCUUGGUCCAAACAAAAUUUUGCAGUAUACUCUCCAGGGGUUAUUCCAUCCUGCUCGCAAAGUCAGAGACAUGAUGUGGAAAGUGUAUAAUACUAUUUACAUUGGCAAUCAAGACGGACUGGUGUACGGCUUUCCGCGUGCACCGGACAGUGAAAAUAACACCUUUGUUCGUCAUGAGCUUGAUUACGUGCUGUGAUCAACUCUUGAGUGUGUCUCACUUCCUCCCGUUUCAUGCUCCUGGUGACUAUUUGUCCUCCUCCACACAUGUCUUAUUUCUUUCAACGGACACCUGUUUUAUACAUACACUUGAAGAAUACAAUAUUGUACCUAAACCAUGCCUUGGUUGCAAUGAAUACGUAAACCCAGCGCCUUUGCUUUCUUUCAUUUUAUACCGUGCGGUUCUACUGUCUCAAUCUUCGAUUGCGCCUUUUCCACCGACAAUUAAUUUCCCUCUGACUUGUGCGUCCUGUGCUCUCAGUGAGCUGUAACUUUGUGAGCUCAUGCACCACUGUUGUUGGUACACUGCUUUGCUACUU